AUGGCAUUCUCCUCAACUAAUUUUUUUUCUUAUUCCAAGACAUGUAAAAGACGUAAUGGGGGACGUGCUAAGCAUGGACGUGGUCACGUUAAACCAGUAAGAUGUACCAACUGUGCCAGAUGUGUACCAAAGGACAAGGCUAUCAAGAAGUUUGUGAUCAGAAACAUUGUUGAAGCUGCUGCUGUAAGGGAUAUAACUGAAGCUUCAGUAUAUACUCAAUAUGUGUUGCCAAAAUUGUAUGCUAAGCUUCACUAUUGUGUAUCCUGUGCUAUCCACAGUAAAGUUGUUCGUAACAGGAGCAAGGAGGACAGAAGAAUCAGAACUCCACCACAGAGAAAUUUCCCAGGUCGUGACAAUAGACCACAACAACAACAAACAAGGAAGUGAAAUGUAA
Messenger RNA from Phaedon cochleariae (mustard beetle), 394 nucleotides. The record is from the annotation of a GenBank genome assembly. NCBI's taxonomy places the organism in Eukaryota, Metazoa, Arthropoda, Insecta, Coleoptera, Chrysomelidae.